Messenger RNA from Magnusiomyces paraingens, 1638 nucleotides. RefSeq lists its product as uncharacterized. The coding region runs from base 1 to 1638 and encodes 545 amino acids. Lineage: Eukaryota; Fungi; Ascomycota; Dipodascomycetes; Dipodascales; Dipodascaceae. The transcript has a single exon. The record is from RefSeq and is a predicted model, not a curated record.
AUGACCCCCAUCGUUACUUCUGCUGCUGCUGCUGCUGCUGCUGCUGCUCCUACCGCUGCUGCAACAACAACCACUCACAGUAAUAUUGAAGGUACUGCUUCAUGCGCAGAUUAUGUCGCUCAUAAAAAUUCUUCUUCUUCUUCUACUACUGCUACUCUUAAUAGUUUAAAAAGAAGUCGGCAGGCUGACAUUACUACGGCCACUUCGCCCAGCUUCAAACGGCGGUGCGUGGCGGACCUUGACGGCUCGGAUUCGUCCUGCUCUUCUGCAGACGAAGACGAUAACCUCCCAGUAAAUCAUCAUCAUCCUUCAAAUAAUUCUUCUUCCUCUUCCUCUUCCAUUUCCGUGUAUAAAAGCCCGUCCUCAAGCUACCGCAGCAACAAGACGGCUCUCUUUAAAAUUAGAAGAGCAAUGUCGUUAAAUUCGGUUGCACCAGCAACCACAGGCACCUUUUUUUCACCACCUUCCCCCCCACACUCACAUCACGCUUAUGAGGAUCUGGAUAGUCCAAACAACAAUAACUCUGUUGCAACAAAGGCUUAUCACCACAAUGCUUGCUUCUCUUCUUCUUCCGAUUCCGAAGACGAAAAUAAUGCCAUUGUUGCUACAGGUGCUGUUACCCCGAUCACCACAACAAAGCCUUUCUUGUCUUCUCAUACUGCAAUCCCUAAAAAGUCACACUCAAGACACAAGUCUAUUUCCGUGGCUACCCUUCGUCGUCACUGCACAAUGAUGAACCCAGACACUCAAACUGGUGGCUUCUUACCCUUUAACGAUGCCACCAAUAUUUAUGCAAACUCAAACAACCAUAUCACCUCCACCACUUUUCUGCCUGCCAAUACUGCGGCUACUGCUGCUGCUGCUCCUGUUGUACCAGCAUCUCUUCCUACCCCGUCUUCUCUUGGCGGUAUGGGGUCCUCUCGCAAGAGACGUGCUCCUGCUGUCCCCCGAUGCGACUUGGUAGCUCGUGCUAGAUGCUUUGACUACUUGGUUUCGGCCAUUGAUGAGGUCUGGGCACAAUACUGUACUUACACUUCAUGUGCUGAAGACGAAAUGUAUGCUGUGGAUGAAGAUGAGAAGCGAAGCAAGACUUGGAAGCACAAGCGCAACACGUCUGUCUACAGUGACCACGAGUUGCCCACCUCGCCGGCGAGCUUGUGUGAGGAAGACGGCAACUAUUCCUCUACCAAUGAAUCGUACGGACCCCGUACACCUUACCACGAUUCUGGCAGCCGGUACAAUACCUCGCCUGCACGCCAGAUGUACAGUUGCAACACUAGUAAGAUUGUUUAUGAUGAAUACAAUCACAAUGAUGAGUGUGAUGAUUCUGUUGAAUCAUCCACUCAAAAUGAUUCAGCAACUUUAUCAGCUGUGAGCGACAAAUCAUUGGCUCCUUCGGAGCAACCUGGCAGUGUUCGUCUUUUGCACCUCAAACAGCGUCUGAUGAAGGCCAAGUACUAUCUCCAGGAUCUUGUUGAUCGGGACGAUAUUGAUUCGUCUUGUGCGUUUUGGAACAAGUGGGACUUGGUCAAGUAUCCAGCCAUUGAGCUUGUUGAAGAUGAUGGCGAGGAUGACGAUACUGUGGAAACUGUUACUGAUGAAUUAGAAAAUGGCCGUCACUAUGCCAGUGUUUAUUAA